Molecule: messenger RNA, 1285 nt
Organism: Lycium ferocissimum
Lineage: Eukaryota; Viridiplantae; Streptophyta; Magnoliopsida; Solanales; Solanaceae
Product: jasmonate-induced oxygenase 4
Exons: 4
Coding region: 150-1163 (337 amino acids)
Source: RefSeq, a predicted model, not a curated record
UAUAUGUCACAAUCAUCCGAACAAAGCGUUUAUCAAUCAUUCAAUCACAAUCCUCCCUCGACAGUUUCUCCUCAAGCACCGCCCAUCAACCUCUUAAUUUCAAUAUAUUCCGAUCAUCCCUCCCUUUUAUAAAAUUCUACCUAAAAAUCAUGGAGGCUCUAAGAGUACAAUUAUUAGCUGAAAAAACUGAAACCUCAGUACCAUCUCAAUACAUACAACCACCACAAAACAGACCCCAAAUACAAAAUUCUAACCCUAACAUUAAGGCAGCAAUACCGUUAAUCGAUCUCGGUUCACGAAGUUCGAACCUUCUAGAUGAACUGAAGAAUGCGUGUAAAGAAUGGGGAGCAUUUCAAGUGAUAAAUCAUAAGGUACCGAUUGGUUUGUUGGAUGAUAUGAGGCGCGUUGGUCGCACUUUCUUUGAAGAGCGUACCAUGGAAGAUAAACUUAGGUAUGCUUGCGAUUCUGCUUCUCCUGCUUCUGAAGGAUAUGGCAGUCGCAUGCUCGUAGCAUCAAAUGACACAGUUUUGGACUGGAGAGAUUAUUUCGAUCACCAUACCUUGCCAUUAUCUCGUCGCGAUCCUUCUCAUUGGCCCGACUCUCCUGCCGAUUACAGAAAAAUUGUGGCAGAAUAUAGCGAUCACAUGAAAGCCCUUGCACAGGAACUUCUUGGUUUUAUCUCUGAGAGUCUAGGCUUGACAUGUCAGUGCAUAGAAAAUGUUGUUGGGGAGUUUUACCAAAAUAUCACUAUUAGUUACUAUCCACCCUGCCCUCAACCGGAGCUUACUCUUGGACUGCAAUCACAUUCUGACAUGGGUGCCAUUACUCUUCUCAUCCAAGAUGAUGUAGAAGGUCUUGAGGUUUUCAAUAAUGGAGAAUGGGUUACUGUAAAUCCAAUGUCAAAUGCUAUCUGUGUGAUCUUAGCAGACCAAACUGAGGUCAUAACUAAUGGCGAGUACAGAAGUGCUCAGCAUCGAGCAGUGACGAAUGCUGGCAGAGCCCGGCUUUCAGUUGCCACUUUCCAUGACCCUGCAAAAACAAGGCAAACCUCUCCAGCCUUCCAUCCGCCUAAAUAUCGCCCGGUGAUUUAUGGUGACUAUGUCUCAUCAUGGUACACGAAAGGGCCAGAAGGGAAGCGGAACCUUGACGCACUUUUAAUUUAAUUGCUAACUGUGUUAGUCUUCUUUGCAUUUGUUCAUUCAAUAUAGGAAGGGUGUAAUUACUUUGUUUUACUUGGACAAAGGUAUAUGGGGCUGUUGAUCAGAAUGGCAAUCUAUUGUCAUAA